AUGCAUCAUGUUAAAGGUGCUGGACCACUCCUAAACAGGACUAGCCAGGAGGCACUUUAUGCUACUGAUUGCUGUUGGCCUCCUGCAAACAGAGUGAACGUUCCUAAAACCUGCCGGACUUUCUGUAGGAAGUGUGGCAAGCAGCAACCCCACAAAGUAACACAAUACAAGAAGGGCAAAGAUUCUCUGUAUGCCCAGGGAAAGUGGCAUUAUGACUGGAAGCAGAGUGGUGGACAGACAAAGCCAAUUUUCCGGAAGAAGGCUCAAACUACAAAGAAGAUUGUGUUGAGGCUUGAAUGUGUUGAACCCAACUGCAGAUCUAAAAGAAAGUUGGCUAUCAAGAGGUGCAAGCAUUUUGAACUUGGAGGAGAUAAAAGGCCAGGUGAUCCAGUGCUAAGCUUCAUCAUGUUUUAUUAUUAA
This is a messenger RNA of Chrysochloris asiatica (Cape golden mole), 420 nucleotides long. RefSeq names its product 60S ribosomal protein L36a-like. Gene Ontology annotation, molecular function: structural constituent of ribosome. Gene Ontology annotation, biological process: translation. The coding region runs from base 1 to 420 and encodes 139 amino acids. The record is from RefSeq and is a predicted model, not a curated record. Gene Ontology annotation, cellular component: ribosome; cytosolic large ribosomal subunit. NCBI's taxonomy places the organism in Eukaryota, Metazoa, Chordata, Mammalia, Afrosoricida, Chrysochloridae. The transcript has 2 exons.